AUGAUCUGCUCAAAUAAGAGAACUCGUUGCUUGGCAAACAAAGUAGACUUCACGAUGAUCAAACUAUCAGAAACAGAGCAUCCUCUUAUCGACUUAGGUACCUCUCUCUGGCUUCUCAACUGCUCUAUGCUUCUGUGUGGAAGCUUCCAAAAUCAGAUUAUCCGUCUGAUAAACAUGAUGCGUUUCGAUGAGAAGCAAGCGUCUCGUUUAGCUAAUUCCAAACUCGGAAAACCAAUAGAGGUUGAUGCAGAGUCUUUAGCUCAAUCUGAUUCAGAGAAUGAGAAUGAUGCAGAUUUCGAAGACGGGUCUAUCUCCGAGGAAGAGGAAGAGGAGCUCGAGUAUCUUGAUGAUACCACACAAGUGCCCUCCAUUGAAAACGAAACUGGUCCAGAGAUUAGAAAGGGGUGGAGAAGAGUGAGAAAGAUCUAUAGCCGUAGCAAGCAGUACAUUUUCAUCGCAGCUACACUUCCACUUAACGGGAAGAAGACUGCAGGAGGACUCUUGAAACAUAUGUUUCCAGAUGCUGUUUGGGUUAGCGGAAACUUCCUUCACCGAAACAGUCCUAGACUAAAGCAGAAAUGGGUUGAAGUCACAGUAGACACACAAGUUGAUGCACUUCUAGAGGCUGUAAGGAACAACAACAGCGAAGACAGGACGAUGGUGUUUGCAAAUACCGUUGAGGCGGUUGAAGCAGUAGCUGAUAUAUUGGAGAAAGCUACAAUCCAGUGCUACCGUUACCACAAGAACCAUACCCUUGAGGAACGUGCUAAUAUAUUAGCUGAUUUCAGAGAAAACGGCGGUGUCUUUGUCUGUACUGAUGCAGCUGCUCGUGGAGUUGAUGUUCCUAACGUCUCACACGUUAUUCAGGCGGAUUUUUCUAGCUGUGCAGUUGAUUUUCUUCACAGGAUAGGUCGAACAGCUAGAGCUGGGCUGUAUGGGACUGUGACGAGUCUAUACACUGAGGCUAACAGCGAUUUAGUGGAAGCGAUCCGUGAAGCAGUCAAGACUGGUCAGCCCGUGGAAACUGCAUUCAGCAGGAAAAGGGGUUUCAGGAACAAGAUAAAGAAGAGAGCUUUUUUGAAAGCUGGAGAAGCAGAGGAGCCUCAAGCUGUGCGAGUUUAAGUAGAUCACCACACUGGUUGUUGUAUAUAUUGCAAAAAUGGAAUAAUCACUUAUUUUUUUCUUUGUUGUUCCAGUAGGAAUAUGAUAACUUCGGUUCCAAACUUAAAAGCUUAAUUUUUAAAAAAAUAUUAUUUUUUACAAUUAGUUUUAUCUGACGGGAAGUUUUUCUGUGAUAA
This is a messenger RNA of Thlaspi arvense, 1298 nucleotides long. The record is from the annotation of a GenBank genome assembly. NCBI's taxonomy places the organism in Eukaryota, Viridiplantae, Streptophyta, Magnoliopsida, Brassicales, Brassicaceae.